AUGAUAUGCGCAAGAGUCGGGAUUGCUCGGAAGGUGGAAGGUCGGCAAUGGACGUUGUACAUAGUGUUGGGAGAGUCGCCAUUUGGUCCUUUAAGUUUCAAUCCUUCGAAAGUGGAUGCACCUCCGAUGACAUCAAGUCCCACACGCGAGGAGGCGGCAGCCGCUGACGAAGCCGUAGCUAACUUGGCGCAGCAGUUGAGCCGGUUAACGAUACGGUUGUCCGGGGGGGGUGGUGCGGAAGGUCUGCAGUGGCAUCCGGAAACUCCUCUGAACCGGAACAAUGUCCUUUUGGAUAAGUCGACAACUGCGGAGUUGAAUAUAGUAACGGAUGAGGCUCGUGAGGUGAGUGCUUUAGUCGACGACGUAAAGGAGAAGUUGAAGGAUCGUAAUCUCAACCCCAAACUGAAGUCGUACUGGACCGAAGAAGGCAAGCAGUUGUGGCAGGUAGUGAGCGAGCGCAAUAGUGAAACGAUUUCUGACGCCAAUCGUUGUCUGGCCGUGCGCUUGUUGGAUUAUAUGGCUCAAGACACGGGCUCGUCGUUUGAGGAUGUCUGGAAGCGAUACUUGCAGAACACUUGGUACAAAAAAAGCACGUCGGGAGAGCUGUGCGCUCUUUUCAACGUUGGAGACUUGCCCAUCGUCAAUGUCACACCCGCCUCACGGAGGCACGAUGGCGACGUGGAUUACGACGCCGCCUACAAUACUUAUAUUACCGGGCCUACCAAACUUCUCGACUGGAUUCGACAUCCGGUUGGGAUGAAGGCCUCAGCUGACGAUUACUGCACUACAGAUAUUUACUAUGCGGCCUUCUCCGUUAGAUGGCAUCAUUUAUAUGUCCAAGCCUUUCCGAUGCUCUCUUACACCAACCUGAAUAUACAGCAUAGUUUAGAGGCUGUAAGGAUGAGUGAUUUUGACAAGUAUAAAGGUCUAGACGGAAAGGACAAAGCGGAAAAGGAAUACAUCAAGUCCGUCCGAAAGCAUUUAGACGGGGUGCUUCUGCAGGUUAAGCAACAAAUUUUCGACAAGGGCAAAGUACGAAUACUGGCUGAAGUGCACGAUAAAUUGGUCUCAUUGAAGCAUCAGUUUCUUGAGACCUGGCGGAAGGUUCCGGAUCCUGGUAAGACGGGUAAAUCCCAGCCGUUUAAAUGCCUGUCACGUAAAAAGCCGGUGUCGGCCGCAUCGACGGAUGACUAUGACCAGUUUGAAUUUAAGGUAAAUUUGGAAACGACCAGAAUAAUCCACGACUGGUUCGAAACAAAGUUGUUACCUUCUAUUCUGGAGCGAGAACCGACAAUAGCAACAAUACAGUUGCCACCGAUGGAGGAGAAACAAUCUGAUUACUUCAAGUCAAUUGCGUGCGCCGUAGACAGUAUGAUAAGGUUCGAUACAGAUCCAUCAGGUUGGUGGUGUAUGAAGUGGUUGUGCAACGGCGCGACGGAGAUCGUAACACUGGGCGGUAAGCCGCAAAGUUCGCUCAUUGAAUGGGGUGCGGGUGGUCCUAAGUUGCUUCGUCCACGCAGAAAUGGUAAACGUAGUGCCCUCGCCGAGAAGGUACCAGGACGUCACAUCGCAUUCCACAUGGGUGACAACAUACACUUACCAGCUUUCCAGGAUUGGUACACACGUACAGACGAAAUCCCUUCGGGUAGAAAUACCAGGGCCUUUACUGGUCCCCUGUGCCAUAUCAAGCUCAAUUCAAAAGCCACGGAGGAAAAGGACGUGUUUGGAUUACUAACGAUAAAGGAACUAUUCGCCCAACGUCUCCUAACCAGGGUCUGCCAACUUGUUCGGUUAUUGAAAGACCACAAUGCAUUCCAAGAAAAUGAAUGGGACUUACGACAGGGGGUGGAUGUAGAAGAUGAACUCGAUGACGAUGAUGUAGAUGACGCACUCGAACGAAAUCCUGUCAUCAAAGAAGCCAUGUGCAUGGCCUCAGGAAACCAUCCCUUCAUUCAACCACUUUACUUCAAGAACAAUGGCCAGUUCCAACCGAAUCAACGACGUGUUUGCUUCUCGAAAGGAAUUAUCGAACUCUUCUAUAGUUUCCAAAUGGGGUACGACCAUCGACCAGCGUUCCUCAAAAAGAAAAAACGCACGUAG
Messenger RNA from Gregarina niphandrodes, 2100 nucleotides. RefSeq lists its product as hypothetical. The record is from RefSeq and is a predicted model, not a curated record. Lineage: Eukaryota; Apicomplexa; Conoidasida; Eugregarinorida; Gregarinidae. Bases 1 to 2100 code for a protein of 699 amino acids. The transcript has a single exon.